CAGUAGCACAAUACACGUGAACAAUCAGAGUGACACAAACGUUUUCCCAAAUAUCUUCUUUAUUAUGAGUGGUACGUUUGUAAGAUUUCACACCAAUAAAGGUAACAUGUUUGUCAAUAAAUACGCAAAGUUUCGUGAAAAUUCACUGCACUCUUAUUUUUUAUGAAAUUUUUGUUCUACAAAAUUGAUUAAAAAUAUGGCCGUCACGCGUAACAUUUACACAGAUGGAACGUUGUUUGAUUAUGAAUAUCUAUAUCAAAACACGCAUUUCUGUUUUGAAAAAAAUCUUAUAAUUACAAAGACCAAACGUACUUUCAACCUAAUAACUAAAAUUUUCUAAAACUAGGAUCUGUAUGGUUAAAAUUCUAAAAAAGUACCUCAUAGUUAUGGCGUCACGAUACUGCUCUCAGCUUCUGCAGUUGAAAUUUCGGUUCCCAGACAAGUUACAAAAUGAGGCGAUCAAUAAAAAUAGUAACCCUGACGGCAUUCUCACUUUCUAAGGACUCUUUCCUGAAAAUAUGAACAAUCUAGGGCCAUUCGCUCCAACGCAGUAAGAAAAAGACUGAAUCCCAAGCCGUUUGAAACGCUCUAUGAUUUGAUGCGCCAUUCAAAACAACACACAAAGUCAACGUCUUCCCAAAUGCGCGGAAUGCAUCCGAAACCUUCCGAUUGCCGCCACAUUUGAUUCUCAUCUCAAAACGAAUGUUCACGAGCAUUUCCACGUUAAAAUAUAAAGUAGGUAGCUCACAAGAAGAGUUUUUCGAAAUCCCAAGCCUUAUGAAACGCUUCUUCAUGAAUUUCAUAUUACAUGUAGGAUUUUCUCGCGCGAAAGGACCGAAAGGCAGCGAAAAAGCGUGAAAACUUCGCCAUGACUUUGAACGAUUCCUUCGUGAAAACAACAACAUGGGGCCUUGGUAACCUCCCGAGAAGGUUCCAGAAACUUUUUGUUAUGUAAUAACUCCGAAAAUAGCCGUGACACGUGCAGAAGAACAAGUGUUUUUCAAAGCAUGUCCCUCGGGUCGCCAGGUGAGUUUACGCGAGACGAUUUUCAAUGGAGCGUGAGAAUAAAGCAGAACUAAUGAGAAGGUGGAGAGAAGAAAAAAAGGAGAAGAAAAAAGCUAUCAAAAAAGCCCACUACGAAAAAAACAGAAAGGAGCUAAUACAGAAAGCUGUGGGAAGAAAGCAACAAAAAGCCACGGCCUCGAAAACACGUGCUCAAUCGCGGAAAAUUACAAAAGACGGGAAUGGAAAAAGCACAGCUAGAGUUCGCAAAUUUCGACAAAACAAAGCAGAGGAAGUAGAAAAAAAGAGAGCCCAAAGCAGAGAAAGGUCAAAGAAAUACCGGGAUAAGAAAAAGGCUGCUGAAAUGGUAGUUGAAACAGACGAAACAUAUCCUGUUGAAACUCCGGACAUGGCCGUGUUCAAAAGUCGGAUGGCAAAAAAGCGAGCAGUGGACAAAACAAGAAAAGUGCUUCCGGCAACACCAAAUAAAAAAUUAGAAGUUGUAGAAAAGCUUGUCCGAAGUCCACAAACAAGAAAGGCACUGGAGAAAAAAGGUCUGAUAAAAUCACCAGAAGAAGAAAAAGAAAUGGAAGCUUUGAGAGCCAUCACGACUGACUUAACUAGUGGAAUUAAGCAUUUGAAGCGCAACAAUAAAAAUGAAAGCCGCUCUGCAUUUGGGGCAAUCAAAUCACUCGCGUUUGGAGAAACAGUGAAAGAAAAGAGGCUAACUUCAACUGUUUCAAAGCUUGUUUCUCUAGAUAGACGUUCAGUUAGUCGUGGAAUAAAGCGCAGGUGUGAGGUCCUUAAGGGAGAUGAACCGAGUUGGCUACUUACGAAGAGGAAACCCAGAGUGGAUGCACUUUCUGAGGAAGUGAAAAACUCUGUCUGCCUGUAUUGGACUUUUGAGGCUAGUAGACCAACAGGAGACAAGAAGGAUAUCAUCAGGAAACGAAUUGGCCCAAAACUAUACAUUGAGCACCCCAAACAUGUGCUGGAGCAGACUCAAAGUGAAGUCUACUUUAAUUUUCGUGCAGCCAACCCCGAUGUUAAAAUCUCUCAAAGAAAAUUUGAGGGCCUAAAGCCAUAUUUUGUUAAAGGGGCAAAGGAGCGUGACAGAAGGUCUUGUUUAUGUCGCAAACAUGAGGAAGCACGGAUUGUAUUCAAUGAAUGUCUCAAGUUUCGAAAAAGUGCACUGAAUGAAAAUCCUACCCUUGAUAUACCAUUGGUCUCUUUAAAUGAAGCUGUGGAAAUGUCACUAUGUCCUAAACCUGAGGGUAGCGACUUCCACAGGCUUUGCUGCAUCAAUCGAUCGUGUGAAGAAUGUGGCACACACCUCUUUAAGCUUCUUCCAGAGGAGCAGUCUGAGGAAGGCACAACCAAGUGGAAGCGCUUUGAUUAUGUCCUCACUGGGAAGGUGACAGCUUCUGGAGAGCCACAAAAGAAAAUUGCGCUGGUGCAGAAGGAAACAUGUCCCAAGGAACUUUUCCAGUAUUUCAUUAAGCUGCUGGAGGACUACCCCUACCACCAGUUCAUGGCUAUUUGGCAGAGAAAGCAGCUUGAUGAACUACUAGAAACCUUGCCUCUUGGACAUGUCGUCUGCAUCCACGACUACUCAGAGAGCUACUCUUGCAGAGGGCAGAAUGAAAUCCAAUCGCAGUAUUUCGACGUGAACAAGGCAAGUCUUCACAUCACUGUCCUGUUUCGACAUGCACCUGCAUGUGAUGAAAAAGAAAGCACUGCUGAAGAACCCAUCAUCAUCAAGGAACACAUCUUUGUGAUCAGUGAUGAUCCAGGACAGGACUUUGAUUCUGUGCACCACGCCCAGUUGCUAGUGGCAAAGUAUCUCACUGAUGACCUGCAGCUGAACAUCACCAAACUGCACGAGUUUACUGAUGGCUGUGCAGCACAGUACAAGUCGAGGCACUGCAUUGGGGAUUUGUCUUGUUCACUUGCCGACUUUGGGUUCACAAUUCAAAGAAAUUUCUUUGAAACAUCCCAUGCGAAAGGCGAGCAAGAUGCUGCUGGUUCCCAUGUAAAACAACAGGCCAGUCUUGCAGUAGUACGUGGAACAGCAAGCAUAACCAAUGCCAAAGAUCUGUGUGACCAUCUAACAAGUCAUUUUUCCAAACCUGCGCAGUCAUCAUUUCCAUCUCGAUCCAAAUCAGUCAGCCUAAACAGAAGAAUUUUUUUUUAUGUUCCAUCUCAGGGUCCUGAUGCAAUUUUACGUAAUCGAGAAGGACGCAAGUUUGAAACUGUUAAGGGCAUCCGAAAAUUGCACUCCAUAGUUACCACCCCAGAGCAAUGCAAGGUCCUAGUGAGGAAACGAUCCUGUUACUGUGGUGAGUGUCUCUUUGACAACUUCGAUGACUGCCAGAACAAGGAACUGGUUGAUGACUUACAGGAGAUUAUCUUACAGAGGGAGGCAUCUGCGGCUACCACACGAGCCCAAAGUGAAACUCCAGUGGCUGAGCCUGUUCACCUCCAUGUUGCUGAUCUAGUUGGCAAAGACAGCAUCAUUACCAUUGCAGCGGACGAAGAUGAUUCUUAUGAUUAUUACCUGCUGAAAGUUACCAGUGAAGGCCCUGUUAUACUGAGAGAAGAUGUCACUGAUGAUUAUGGGUGUGCAUUUCCUGCUGGGAGUUCCGUUCUUAAAGGACAUUUCUUUAUAAGGGACAAUCUGAUUGACAUGACGUACAAGCUUGAUCAAAAGAAGGUCGCUGUCGUGUUUCCUGGCACUGUUCGUUACGUUUGUUCAGAGCUGAUAGAGAGGGGCAGAGGUCGAAAAAAAGUUUUUCAAGUUGCCUGGGAUGUCCAUGAAGACAUCAUUGCUUCACUGUAACAUUAAUUAACAGUUGUUUGAUGGACACUAACUGAUUAUCAGUUUUGUUUUGAUGAGGAUAUUUCAAAAUGUACAAUAUGUCAUCCAAAAGUGUGUAAAAUGUGCUAGUUCUAGGAUGCGCACUGCAUUCUGGGUAAAAACUAAAAUUGCUGACUUGGCAAAAACAAAUUGAUUAUAUGAUCGUUUGCUAGUAAUGAUGAUUUGCUGUGAUAAUUAUAAAGAGUUAAGAUGAAUUUGGACAAACUACUAGAUAUUUUACCCAAUUUUACAGGUCGCAAUGCAUUAUGGGUAAAAAACUAAACAUGCUGACUUGGCCAAAAAACUUUCAAUUAUAUGAUCGUUUGCUAGUAAUAACGAUUUGCUGAGAUAAUUAUGGAGUGUUAAUAUGAAUUUGGGCAGAUUACUAGAUAUUUACAAAAUUAAGAGGCCGCAAGGCAUUAUGGGUAUAACUAAAAAUGCGGACUAGAGAGCUAAAACCAAGUAAACCAUAAUUAUUUAUUUUUUUACUGUUUAUUAUUUUAUUUUUUACUGUGCAAAUUAAAGUGUUAACAUGACUUUGGAGAAACUUGUAGAAAUUUUGCAUUUUUGAUGCAUGUUACACAAUUGUACAUGCUUAUUGUGCUACUGAUCCAUUACUUUCAUUUGAAUAACAACGCAAGACGAGUUCCGUGAGAAGAUCCGAGACAUGACAAGUUGUUCAAAGUUUGCCCCGUACUGGACUGCGUUGUUGAAAAUUGUAAAGAGAAACUACGACUGGGGAGAAAUUUGUCUGUGGACGAAGCCAUGGUUAAAUUUAAAGGA
This is a messenger RNA of Stylophora pistillata, 4642 nucleotides long. RefSeq lists its product as uncharacterized. The record is from RefSeq and is a predicted model, not a curated record. NCBI's taxonomy places the organism in Eukaryota, Metazoa, Cnidaria, Anthozoa, Scleractinia, Pocilloporidae.